CCGCAGCCUCCGACCCCGCAGCCCCGAGCGAGCCCGCAGCCCCGGCCAUGGCGGCGCCCCGCAGCGACAGCGAGAAGAGGAAGCAGAUCAGCGUGCGGGGCAUCGCGGGGCUGGGCGACGUGGCCGAGGUGCGGAAAAGCUUCAACCGGCACCUGCACUUCACGCUGGUCAAGGACCGCAACGUGGCCACCCCCCGCGACUAUUUCUUCGCCCUGGCGCACGCGGUGCGGGACCAGCUGGUGGGGCGCUGGAUCCGCACCCAGCAGCGCUACUACGAGCGCGACCCCAAGCGUAUUUAUUACCUGUCUCUGGAAUUCUACAUGGGCCGCACCCUGCAGAAUACAAUGGUGAACCUGGGUAUGCAGAAUGUCUGUGAUGAAGCCAUUUACCAGCUGGGUCUGGACUUGGAGGAGCUGGAAGAGAUUGAAGAAGAUGCUGGCCUGGGUAAUGGAGGGCUGGGUCGCCUGGCAGCUUGCUUCCUUGACUCCAUGGCGACGCUGGGGCUGGCAGCCUAUGGCUACGGGAUCCGAUAUGAAUUUGGCAUAUUUAAUCAGAAGAUUGUCGAUGGCUGGCAGGUGGAGGAAGCUGAUGAUUGGCUGCGCUAUGGCAACCCCUGGGAAAAAGCCCGCCCUGAGUAUAUGCUUCCUGUGCAUUUCUAUGGCCGAGUGGAGCACGCUGCGGAGGGCGUGAAGUGGAUUGAUACUCAGGUAGUUCUUGCCAUGCCUUAUGAUACCCCCGUGCCAGGAUACAAGAACAACACCGUGAACACAAUGCGGCUGUGGUCUGCCAAAGCACCCAAUGACUUCAACCUUCAGGAGUUCAAUGUGGGCGAUUAUAUCGAGGCUGUGCUGGAUAGAAACCUGGCAGAAAACAUCUCCCGAGUCCUGUAUCCGAAUGACAAUUUCUUUGAAGGGAAGGAGCUGCGGCUGAAGCAGGAAUACUUCGUGGUAGCUGCCACCCUGCAGGACAUCAUUCGCCGUUUCAAGUCUUCCAACUUCGGCUCCCGAGACCCAGUCAGGACGUGCUUUGAGACCUUCCCAGACAAGGUCGCCAUUCAGCUGAACGACACUCACCCAGCACUUUCCAUCCCGGAGCUCAUGCGGAUCCUGGUGGACGUGGAGAAAAUGGAGUGGGAGAAGGCCUGGGAGGUCACAAAGCGAACCUGCGCCUACACCAACCACACCGUGCUGCCCGAGGCCCUGGAGCGCUGGCCGGUCUCCAUGUUCGAGACGCUGCUGCCGCGCCACCUGGAGAUCAUUUAUACCAUCAACCAAAGGCAUCUGGAUCAUGUGGCCGCCAUCUACCCUGGAGACCUAGACCGUCUGCGUAGGAUGUCCGUGAUCGAGGAAGGGGACUGCAAGAGGAUUAACAUGGCCCACCUCUGCGUGAUCGGCUCCCACGCCGUCAAUGGGGUGGCCAGGAUUCACUCCGAAAUCGUGAAGAAUUCCGUAUUCAAAGAUUUCUAUGAGAUGGAACCCGAGAAGUUCCAGAACAAGACGAACGGCAUCACUCCGAGGCGCUGGCUCCUCCUGUGCAACCCAGGACUAGCAAGUGUAAUUGCUGAGAAAAUCGGAGAAGAUUUUGUAACCGAUCUGAGCCAGCUGAAGAAGUUACUGGAUUUUGUCAGUGACGAGGUGUUUAUCAGGGAUGUGGCCAAAGUCAAACAGGAGAACAAGCUCAAGUUCUCUGCCUACUUGGAGGAGAAGUACAAGGUGAAAAUCAACCCGUCCUCCAUGUUUGACGUGCACGUGAAGCGGAUUCACGAGUACAAGAGGCAGCUCCUCAACUGCCUGCACAUCAUCACCCUCUACAACCGCAUGAGAAAAGACCCAUCGAAGUCCUUCGUGCCAAGGACGGUCAUGAUUGGAGGAAAGGCAGCUCCCGGCUACCACAUGGCCAAAAUGAUUAUCAAACUGAUCACGUCCAUCGGGGACGUCAUCAACAACGAUCCCUAUAUAGGAGAUCGACUCAAAGUCAUCUUCUUGGAGAACUACAGGGUGUCCUUUGCUGAGAAAGUGAUUCCCGCGGCCGAUCUGUCCCAGCAGAUCUCCACGGCCGGCACUGAGGCCUCAGGCACGGGGAACAUGAAGUUCAUGCUGAAUGGGGCCCUCACCAUUGGUACCAUGGAUGGGGCCAACGUGGAGAUGGCGGAGGAAGCCGGCGAGGAGAAUCUGUUCAUCUUCGGCAUGCGGGUGGAGGACGUGGAGGCGUUAGACAAGCGAGGGUACAAUGCUAGGGAAUACUACGAGCGCAUUCCGGAGCUGAGACAAGCCAUCGACCAGCUCAGCAGCGGCUUCUUCUCGCCUAGAGACCCUGGCUGCUUCCGGGAUCUCGUCAAUAUGUUGAUGAACCACGACAGAUUUAAAGUGUUUGCCGACUACCAGGCCUACAUGGAGUGUCAAGGCCACGUUGACCAGUUGUACAGGAAGCCAAGAGAGUGGACUAAGAAGGUCAUCAAGAACAUCGCUUCCUCGGGGAAGUUUUCCAGCGACAGGACGAUCACCGAGUAUGCCAGAGAAAUCUGGGGUGUGGAGCCAUCAGCUGUGAAGAUCCCCCCACCUAACAUCCCCAGGGAUUAAGCUUGGCACUAAAUGUGUGUCUGGUUGAUCCAGGCUUAAGGUGCUUCUGGUUUCCAGCUAGGUUUGCACAGAUGAACUUAACACCAGUUGAGGGGCUGGAAUCUAUAAAAUAGGGCAUUUGCCAGGGAGAAGAGGAAGGUGCUUUUAAUAAGAGCAGAGAGGAGAGAUGUUGGCUAAAGCCUUGUGUGUGAAAACAGGUAAAACAAAAGGAGCAGCAGGAAACCUGGUUAGAACUAAGGCCAUUCUGUCUGUUACUCAUUUAACCAACUUGCAUGUCCUGUACCGUGUUGAGUGAGCUAAUGGCUGCCUAGGCUUCCUGAAGAUACAUCCCAUGCUAGGCCAAGCACUUAGUGAAAUUCUUGUUUUCCCCUUCCGUAGAAAAGCUGCUCUAAUCUCUAUAGAGGGGGUGAUCGCUGAACACCCUGCUCAGAUGAUCUGCCAGCGUGGUCUGAACCUGCCCACGCCUCCUACCCCACCAGUCGUUGCUAGGGGCCUCACCUGGGUUCUUACACCUUCUAGCCACAGUCAGAGCUGGGACACGGGUUAGGUGAAGCAGGAGUGGAACCAACACAGGUCAUUUUCCCUAUUUAAAGGUAAAUGACCCCACUUUAGCCAAGUGUCUGGUUUUGCUGCAUUGGGUAAAAGAGGAUUAAACUCCACUAGCCAGCUCUGUAUGCGCACAGCAGGGGGCUUUUGGAGCACACCUGAGCCCUAACCUCAUGGUUGUUUCUGCAUCUUGCAGCCCCAGGUGGGGUGUGUUUUUCAUGCUGAAAGGGGGCAGCUACUGGACUUCAGCCAAGAUUGAAACCAGCUGCUUUCCUUACCAAGACCGCACCUAGUUUGAAUUAAAAAGCAGCUUCCAGACAGCAAUGAAAUAUGGAGGUGCCCCCUGGAGCUGUUAUAGGUCCCUGUCUAAGGCACUAUCUUGAUCCAAGUGGUGUUUGUAGAGCUGCUGUGAAGUCAUGUGAGAUUGUAUUAGCUUUCAACAAGCAGUUUGUGGCUGGGCCUGGAUUGCGCUCCUGUUUCCACUUUGUAACGCCUACAAGGCCCAAGCUGGCCGAAGGGCUGACUGGUCUCUGAAGAAAUACUUGCAAGCACCAGCCUGUAAACGCUGUGCUUGUGAGAUAGCAUGGCAGGGCUGGAUGGCUUCUGAGGCAUGUGGCCACUAGCGCGGCCUUGUGCCAACCCCCAGGCACAGGGGGAAGAGGAACCCGUCAGCUUAGCGCUUCCCCCGGCUUCCCAAGCCCCGCCUGAACCCAAGAUUCAUUUUUGUUGUUGGUGCAGGUGUUGGCCCCGCAGUAAGGGACAAAGACACUGUCACUUUCCCUUUGGCCAAGGGCCCUGCAGUUACUGUGCUGGCCAAGGGCCCUCGCUGGCCACGCUGACCUGUUCCUGCACAGAACUGCUGCAUCCCCUUUUCUACCCCACCCAGGCCCAACUGAAUGUGAGACCUGUGCCCAGAACAAGCCAUCGCCCGCCCUGGGGCCUUGGCUACCAACCAGACCACCUCCAUCAAGGAAAGAGGCCCAAAGCUGGGACCCUCAGCUAGCAGGCAAGUCACUUCCCCCAAAGCCCUUCAGGCUGCUCAGAGCUAUAAGGCAGGGCCAGGACAGCCUGGCAGGCAGCAACCCCCUGCUACAGGGACCAUGACAGCCCCAGUGCUCUCAGCGGCUGCCCCCGUUGUCCGAUAGGGGAAAAGGCCUGGAACAGUAUGGAUGGGCUCUACAGCAAGGGGCCUCCACAGCCCAGGGAAGUAUGGUAUGUUAUCAGCCACAGCUGGGCUCCAUCACGGCCCAUGCGUUGCUGGAACUUGAAGCUCCUAUUGCUGGAAGAGCCAGGUUCCUGCAUGGUCUCCCUUGGCCCAGCUCACCCAGAGCGAGCCCAUCAGCACCAAGCGAUCUGAUACGAUAACUGCAUUGUCCUCGCCAAGCCUCCCCCCGUGCAUUUCCUUCUCCCCUACGAGUGGAGCCAGGACAAGCACAGUCAGUAGGAACCUCAGUACAGGUGAGGCUCUGGGCCCAGGAGCUGACUGCCGAAUACAGAAUUGCUGGGAAAGCUCAUCUGCAAUAGCACACCUGAAAUUAAGUCACCGUGUCAGGGCUGGCACGCUUUUGCUGUGACCAUUGAUGUGUUAACUUACAUCACGUCUCUAUGCCCAUGAGCAAAGAAAGGGACUAAGCCCAUCACUUCUCAGCGAGGAAGGGGUUACACUUUCGGUGUGCAUUGAAAUCAAAUACAGCCCCUUCUUUAAAUGAUCAAAAAGACCAACCCUUAAGUCCACUUAACAGUUUUUCACUGUAGUGUUGUUGCAGCCAUGUUAGACCCAGAAUCGUGGGGAGACAAGGUGGGUGAAAUAAUGGCUUUUAAUGGAUCAUGAGCUUCUGAGUGACACAGAGCUGGAGAAGACCUGAAGAGCUUGGUGUAGCAUUAUCUCACUCAUCUUGUGGCUCUAGGAUUUUUAAAUGCUGUCAAAUUUCUUGAGUAUACAACGCUACUUCUGCUAACGAAUGUACCGUACUUCAUCUGCAUGCAGCUGCUGAUCUACUUCCAUUGUGUUUUGUGUUGAUCUGGACUAGGCGGAGUACUUGCUGGAUUGUCAAUGCGUUACUCACAUUUCAUAGUCUGUGUUCCAUGAACCGGGAUAUCUGAACUGCAGAUCAACUCGUACUGAGCAGGAACGUGGAAGGUUUUGAAAUUAGAGCAUCCCAGUUGCUUCCGUAUCUGCCUCUAAUGGGACAUGGAAAUAGAUUUAGUGUAUUGUUUCAACAUGCUGGCAUGAAGUAUGGAUAUUAAUCUGUGUAGUGAAUCUGUGUUCCUCACCUGUGCAUUGGAAACUGAUUAAAACAAUCAAAACGCC
This is a messenger RNA of Chelonia mydas (Green sea turtle), 5436 nucleotides long. It is a transcript of the gene PYGB, whose product is annotated as glycogen phosphorylase B. The transcript has 21 exons. The record is from RefSeq and is a predicted model, not a curated record. Bases 48 to 2579 code for a protein of 843 amino acids. Gene Ontology annotation, biological process: glycogen catabolic process. Lineage: Eukaryota; Metazoa; Chordata; Testudines; Cheloniidae. Gene Ontology annotation, cellular component: cytoplasm. Gene Ontology annotation, molecular function: glycogen phosphorylase activity; pyridoxal phosphate binding.